AAAUUCUCCAUAAAAACAAAGUGAUGUCGAUAACCGGUCUCUUUCUUAAAACGUGGUCGGUGUAAACGAACGUGUGUCAAUUUAACAAACACAAUCAACAUGACAGCUAAACCUCCAUACAAAGUUGCUGACAUUGGUUUGGCUGAUUGGGGCAGAAAAUGCAUUGAAAUUGCUGAAAAUGAAAUGCCUGGUCUCAUGCAGAUGAGAAAGAUGUAUGGAGAAUCAAAACCUUUGAAAGGGGCACGUAUUACAGGAUGUUUACACAUGACCACUCAAACAGCUGUACUGAUCGAGACCCUCACAGCACUAGGGGCUCAGGUCCAGUGGAGCAGUUGUAACAUUUUCUCCACACAAGAUUUUGCAGCAGCAGCCAUUGCCAAAACAGGUGUCCCUGUUUAUGCUUGGAAAGGAGAAACUGAUGAAGAAUACAUCUGGUGCAUUGAACAGACAUUAGUCUUCCAAGAUGGACAGCCAUUAAACUUGAUAUUAGAUGAUGGUGGAGAUUUAACAAACUUGGUCCAUGAACGCUUUCCACAGUACUUGCCAGGAAUUGCUGGUUUAUCAGAGGAAACAACAACAGGUGUACAUAACUUACACAAGAUGUUGAGAGAAGGAAAAUUGAAGAUGCCAGCUAUUAAUGUCAAUGACUCAGUAACAAAGAGUAAAUUUGAUAAUUUAUAUGGGUGUAGAGAGUCAUUAGUUGAUGGAAUCAAAAGAGCAACAGAUGUCAUGUUAGCUGGUAAAGUAGCCAUGGUAGCAGGAUAUGGAGAUGUAGGAAAAGGUUGUGCACAUGCUCUCAGAGCCUUUGGUUGUCGUGUCAUGAUUGUAGAAAUUGAUCCAAUCACUGCUCUGCAAGCAGCUAUGGAAGGUUUUGAAGUUACAACAGUAGAGGAAUGUAUACCAAAAUGUAGAAUAUUUGUAACAGCAACAGGAUGUGCAUCUAUUAUCCAUGGUAACAUGUUUGAACAGAUGUUAGAAGAUUCUAUAGUGUGCAAUAUUGGACAUUUUGAUUGUGAAUUAGAGGUUAAAUGGAUAAAUGAGAACUGUGCUAAGAAAGAACAAAUCAAACCACAGGUUGAUAGAUACACAAUGAAGAAUGGUAGACAUGUAAUUCUGUUAGCUGAAGGUCGUUUGGUUAACCUUGGGUGUGCUCAUGGACAUCCAAGUUUUGUCAUGAGUAAUUCAUUUACAAAUCAAGUUCUUGCACAAAUUGAACUGUGGACCAAAAAAGGACAACACAAGAUUGGUGUUGAAGUAUUGCCGAAGAAGUUGGACGAGGCUGUCGCUGCUGCUCAUUUAGACCAUCUUGGUGUCAAAUUGACAAAGCUGACAGACGAACAAUCUAAAUAUCUAGGUUUACCCAAAGAUGGACCCUUCAAACCAGACAUUUACAGAUAUUGAGAAAUCCAACUACGAUGGGGGAAAUUUUUUUUACAUGGGAUUUUAUAUUAUUGAUGUGUCAAUCAGUAGGUGGGGACAAUAGUGAUGAGCAGUUGAGAUUUAUAUAGGAAUAAUACAACCAUCAAGUAUGAUGGAUCUUAUGAAAGAACUUUCACCAACAGACAAAUGGUUUUGUCUCAAAUUGUUAAUUUAUUUGACCAUUAAGUUUUGCCUUGUUAGAUGUCAAUUAUUAAUGUCCAUCAUCAAAAAUCUGUAUUCAUUCCUGUAGAAAAUUGCUGUUGUAGAGAUUAAAAAAAAAUGUAUAAA
Molecule: messenger RNA, 1707 nt
Organism: Mytilus californianus (California mussel)
Lineage: Eukaryota; Metazoa; Mollusca; Bivalvia; Mytilida; Mytilidae
Product: adenosylhomocysteinase B-like
Exons: 8
Coding region: 100-1401 (433 amino acids)
Biological process (GO): L-methionine cycle
Cellular component (GO): cytosol
Molecular function (GO): adenosylhomocysteinase activity
Source: RefSeq, a predicted model, not a curated record